GUUUUAGUGUUUCUGUCAGCAGAAUGUUUAGAUGUCGUGAUAAAGUGAGAACGAUUUGCACUGGAUGCGAAUAUACAGUUUAUUGUUAGAUAAGAACAUGUAAAUAAACUCCUCCCUCUAUGAGUCUUAUCCAAUAAGUACACGAUGAGGGCGUGGAGAAGUAAUGUUUACUUCUGGCUUGCUGCGAAGUGGGACAGAGUGUAAACUGCACCUGUCACACUGUAGCAUACUGAGAAACACACUGGCAUUCACAUGAGCCACUGCAAGACGGUGAAUAGGACGACUACUGUAAGAUCCACAGAGCUGCCAUGCUGAGAAGAGGCAGGAGCGGACGGGCUCGCCAUUCAGCCUGGAGUGAAACACGGAAAGAAACAGAUGCCAUGGCAGUGAUCCAGACGUCAGACAGAGGGGGGUUGGAGGUGACGACACAGAUCAGCAACAUGGAGCCUGAAGUGGAUUACCUGGAGAGUUCUCAGGCCAUGUCUGAGGUGGUGGCCUUGCCUGGUACAGAACCGGUGAUCGGGGAGUCUUUCUGCCAGUGUGACCGACAGGAAGAGCUCAGCCUGGGCCUCAGCGUCAGUGGUGACUGCCUCUGUGGGGAGGAGGAUCAGGGUUUUGACUGGGAGUGGGACGAGCGCUUCAAAUCAUCCGGAGCCUUCCUCAGCUGUGACAGCAGGAAGGUGAGCUUUCACACAGACUACAGCUGCGGCACAGCGGCUAUCCGUGGCACCAAGGAACUCGCAGAGGGACAACACUUCUGGGAAGUGAAGAUGACCUCUCCCGUCUAUGGAACUGAUAUGAUGGUGGGCAUUGGGACUUCAGAGGUGAACCUGGAGAAGUUCAAAUUCAGCUUUGGCAGCCUCCUGGGAAAUGAUGAAGAUAGCUGGGGGCUCUCCUACACAGGUUUCCUCCAGCACAAAGGGGACAAAGUGAGGUUUUCCUCUCGGUUUGGCCAGGGCUCCAUCAUAGGAGUGCACCUCGACACCUGGCAUGGCACCCUGACUUUCUACAAGAACCGGCACUGCAUAGGUGUUGCUUCCACAAGGCUGCAGAACAAGAAGUUCUACCCCAUGGUUUGCUCCACGGCAGCUAAAAGCAGUAUGAAGGUGAUCCGUGCCUGCUACACCCCCACCUCCCUGCAGUACCUUUGCUGCACCCGGCUCCGCCAAAUAUUGCCCGGCUGCCCGGACGUCCUCGGUGCCGUGGAUCUGCCCCCCGGCCUCCGCUCCCAGCUCCACCUGCAGCUCGGCUGGGUCUUCACGCUCAGCAGCAGCCCCGAAGCCUCGGAGCAGACCGAGGACUUGUUUGAUGAUUUCCAAGAAGAAAUGAGUCUGCCUUCCAGCCCCAUCCCGAGCCCAGUCUCCACCCUGAGUGCCUGCCCCUCCCCCAGCCCCUGCACCAGCCCCUUCCUCGACACCUACCAGUGCUCCUGUCCACCUCAAACUCACCCGUGCACUUGCCACUGCCCUCCCACUCCUCCCAGCAGCGAAUACGACAGCUGCUGCUCUGAACCUGAGGAUUACCAAAGCAAAAGAUGCCGCUGGACAUGACCCGUUAGCCAAAACGUGUUUGUAAGUGUUUGGCGAACAGCUAUUCUACGAUUGCCAUCGACAUCUCCUGUUGGAAAUUAUAAGUGCAACCUCAUCUUUGAGCCAAUAUUUCUACUUUUUGAGGGGAUUUUUACUUCUCUUUAUUAAGAGUAUGUGACAUUCAACACCAAUUCAGCUACUGAAUCAACAACUUUGUCAAUGUGAAUGUGAGAAGUGGAGAUUUGAUAGUGACAUAUGGGUCAUUCAAUUGCAUUUUAGCCAAUGUUUUAAUAAUAAUACCUGGAUUAAUAAUAAGUAUUAAACUUGACUAAUAAUAAUAAUACACAUUUAUAAUAAUAAUAAUCUUAAAUUACUUUAUGGAAGGCCCAAUGUUUUACCAUCUGACUAGGAAUAAUGUGAAAGUGUACACUUGUUAUUCUCUGGGGAAUACUCCGGGGAAACGGCUUUUUGAUACUGUGGAAAUGACUUUUUGUAAAUGUGUUUUGUAUCAGCAUUUUGAUUGAAUAUCAAGUGGAUGUGUUUUUGCUUUACAAGAGAAUUUGCUUUUCUAUUUACUGUUUGUUUAUUAACUUUCUUACUCAAGAAAUUAAAACAAAUGAAGUUUG
This is a messenger RNA of Trematomus bernacchii (emerald rockcod), 2155 nucleotides long. Its product is annotated as SPRY domain-containing SOCS box protein 3-like. Gene Ontology annotation, molecular function: protein binding. Lineage: Eukaryota; Metazoa; Chordata; Actinopteri; Perciformes; Nototheniidae. The transcript has 7 exons. Gene Ontology annotation, cellular component: SCF ubiquitin ligase complex. Gene Ontology annotation, biological process: proteasome-mediated ubiquitin-dependent protein catabolic process. The record is from RefSeq and is a predicted model, not a curated record. The coding region runs from base 309 to 1550 and encodes 413 amino acids.